AAUAAUUUUAAAUCAUAAUUUAAAAUUUUAAUAAGUAGAUAUUUUUUUUAAAAAAAUAAUAAAUAGUAAAACAAUAUUAUUAAUUUAUAUAAUGAAUAAUUAAAAACAUAAAGGUUGGCGCAGUAUGUAACUUUGAAUUUGCACACAAACGAGCUUUCCAUGUUUUUUGGUCACUCCGAAUAGAACGCAGGCAUCAUCAAUGGAGGAUAACACUUAUGAUCCAGUAAACGAUUCCUCUCAUUCUCAUUACAUUGUUUCGUCAAUUUUAAAAUUUACGAAAACUGCUAUUUUAAUCGUCCGUUCUUCGCUUUGCCCUAAACAGGAAUUGAUUCGCGCGAUUUUCAGACAAGUUUGGGAAAGACGAGCUGCCGAUCGGGAGAAGAAUCAAAUAUCAGAAACUGAAGCUGAGGCAGGACCCGGACCAAGCACAUCCAAGAAAAGCAGGCUUACUUGCAUCACGGCAAAUCCACUGAAGCUGAGCUGUGAACUCCUUCGUGUUUUUGUGACAGAGGCUAUUCAACGAGCAGCUGCUAUUGCUGAAGCAGAGGGUUCUCUUAAAAUAGAAGCAACUCAUCUAGAGAGGAUACUUCCCCAGCUACUUUUAGAUUUCUAAGGUGUGUUAGAUGUUAGAGCCAGGCAUUUCCUUGUUUUAACAAAGUAAUGGUAGGGAACAUACACAUCCAUGUGCGC
Andrographis paniculata is the source of this 690-nucleotide messenger RNA. RefSeq names its product protein MHF2 homolog. The coding region runs from base 200 to 613 and encodes 137 amino acids. NCBI's taxonomy places the organism in Eukaryota, Viridiplantae, Streptophyta, Magnoliopsida, Lamiales, Acanthaceae. Gene Ontology annotation, biological process: resolution of meiotic recombination intermediates; replication fork processing; kinetochore assembly. The record is from RefSeq and is a predicted model, not a curated record. The transcript is spliced from 5 exons. Gene Ontology annotation, cellular component: Fanconi anaemia nuclear complex; FANCM-MHF complex.